Messenger RNA from Carcharodon carcharias (great white shark), 1779 nucleotides. RefSeq names its product protein phosphatase 1 regulatory subunit 15B-like. The coding region runs from base 336 to 1511 and encodes 391 amino acids. Lineage: Eukaryota; Metazoa; Chordata; Chondrichthyes; Lamniformes; Lamnidae. Gene Ontology annotation, cellular component: endoplasmic reticulum; protein phosphatase type 1 complex. The transcript has 3 exons. The record is from RefSeq and is a predicted model, not a curated record. Gene Ontology annotation, molecular function: protein phosphatase regulator activity. Gene Ontology annotation, biological process: response to endoplasmic reticulum stress.
ACAUUUCCCGAAGAAACAGAGACACAGACACAGAUUGAGACACCGAGACCCAGACACAGACACCGAGAGAUCGAGACACCGAGACAGACACCGAGAUCGAGACCCAGACACCGAGACACACACACCGAGAGAUCGAGACGCCGAGACCCAGACACCGAGAGAUCGAGACCCAGACACCGAGACCCAGGCCCCGAGACCGAGAUGACCCAGGCCGAGAGCCCGCAUCCCGACAGCACAGACUCUUGGAAUUGGCUGGACGGCGGCGGCGGCAGUUGAGUAUCAGGCUCCUUGGGCACUGUCACUUGGAUAGUUCCAGAGCAGCUUUGUGGAUGUGAAUGCCCAGCUGUGAGCAACAAUCUUCUGGUUCCUUUCCAGAGCCGGAUUUGAUGGAGAUGGUGCGGAUCAGCAGCUUCAGUCACCAACAGUCGAGUCAGAGCAGCAAGGGCAUGGCAGCUGUGGGAAGCAGAGAGACUGACUUCCAUCUCACCAGGGAUCACCUUGACCACCUGAACUGGGGUGGGAUGGGUGCCUCCCUUCGCUUGAUUCUACCUGGAGAUAUCUGGUGGAUGAACAAGGGAGGUCAGACGGACACCGAAUCUGGCCAUCAGACAGAGACACCUUCCACCUACACCAAUCCAUUCAUUCUAUCAAUCAUUUCGCCAGCCAUGGAUCAGACUGACUGGACAUUGGACCAGACUGGCCAGUCAUUGGAUCAGGAGAAUGAACAAGCUUUUUCUGAUUGGCUUAGUGAUGUAGAGGAGGACGUGGAGGAUGAUGUAGGCUCCAUUGACUGGUCUAUCAGUGGUGAAGAUGAUUCAUCAAAUGAUGAACAAGAGAGUGAAAAUGAAGCUAAUGACCUUUGGGACUCAUUUUUUGACCAUGACCCCUACAAUCCCAUGAACUUUUCAGCCUCCACUGGGCACCAGUCUCUGGGCCAGAAUAAAAAGGCUGCUGAAGAGAAGAAUGAUGAUUCAAAUCAGUUUGAAACUGAAGCGUCAGAAAAUGAAAAAAUCAACCCCUCGGUUUAUCAAAGCACUGAUCAUUUAAACCCACUGAAUUUCUCUGUUUGCACUGUGACUAUUGGAUCCACUGACAACAGAAAGGAUGGAGUCAGAAGCAUUGAGUUGUCAGAGGAGGUGACAGCAGACAGUCCUGGUCCGAAACACCUCACACAUCUCUGUGAAGGUGAAAACUGCUCAACAUCAACUGUGAAGCAAGAAGCCAGUCAGUUGGAGGGAAAAACUAUCAGAAAGGUGCGAUUCUCUCCUGUGGUUACAGUACACCCAAUGAUUGUGUGGGAUUUUGCCUAUCGGGCUGCACGCAAGGGUCCAUGGGAACAGCACGCACGAGACCGGUGCAGAUUCCAGCGUCGCAUUACUGAGGCUGAGGGUGUGAUUGCCUCCUGUUUGGAACAGGACCAUAGGAAUGCUGUGUGGGCAAAACUUUCUGCUCCUUCAACAGAGCUGUGUGAACGUAUAAACCAGGAAGAAAGUACCAAAGACAAACACUAACAAGAUAUCUUUUUUCCUUGUGUGAUCAAGAGCCAGUCAGUAUAGCAGGCUACAGAAAUAUAAUAGUUAUUAACCUGCUAUUGGAGUGGUGAAGGACAGAGCCUUCACAAUGCAAAAUAAAUCUCUAAUUGUGGUUUUAUUUGAUUUGUAUAUUCAGAAGCUGUUUCUACUGGUAAUCACCAAUCUUACCUAGUUUGGUUCACUUUGGACUAAAUGGCGUUUGUAUAUUUAGAUUUGUAAUUUGUAUAAUAAAUUUUCUUAUACCUGA